Molecule: messenger RNA, 1357 nt
Organism: Phanerochaete carnosa HHB-10118-sp
Lineage: Eukaryota; Fungi; Basidiomycota; Agaricomycetes; Polyporales; Phanerochaetaceae
Exons: 4
Coding region: 49-1053 (334 amino acids)
Cellular component (GO): cytosol
Molecular function (GO): mRNA binding
Source: RefSeq, a predicted model, not a curated record
GGUUCAUCGAGUUCAUCCACCAAAAUCCACCACCAGUUCGUUCCCCCAAUGUCUGACGCCCCCGCCGCCCCUGUCACUGAAAACGGCGUGCCUCCGGCUGCGCAGGAGAAGGUCGAAGAGACCCCCGGCUUCAAGGUUUUCGCCGGCAACCUUGCGUACUCUACCACGGAUGAUGGGCUGAAGGCGUUCUUCGCGCCUGUUCAGGAGGACAUCAUCACUGCUCAAGUUAUCCUGCGUGGCACCCGCUCCGCAGGCUAUGGCUUUGUCUCCCUGAACACCACAGAGGCCGCGCAGAAGGCUGUCGAGCUCUUGCACCAGAAGGAGCUUGACGGCCGCUCAGUGAUCGUCGAGAUCGCGAAGCCUGCUGACCAGAAAGAAGCGAGGAAGGAGAGGAGCUUCAAGAGGAAGCCUGGCAGGCGUGGAUCCAAGGCUGUCCCUGGCGAACUCACUGAAGCUGAGGCCAAUGGCGAGCUAGUCAAGGUUGACAGUGCUGCUCUCGCUGCAUCUGAUGAUGUGGCGAAGCCCAAGAGGAAGAAGAAGAACAACCGCAAGUCCAAGCAGCGUAGGUCCCAGGAGGGUGGUGAGGCUGCGGCUCCUGCUGAGGGCGCCGAAGGUGAGGCUGCCAGCGGAGAAGCUAAGAGGCCUCGUCAGCGUAAGCCCCGCGCUCCUCGUCCCCAGCGCCCCGCUGGAGAGGAGCCCGCUGGGGAGCCGUCCAAGACCAUGCUCUUUGUUGCCAACCUUGGCUUCACCAUUGGCGACGAGGAGCUUGCUGCCAUCUUCACCGACGCUGGCAUCUCUGUUCAGUCCGCGCGCAUCGUCCGCCGUCGUUGGGGAAAGCCUCGCAAGAGCAAGGGCUACGGCUUCGUUGAUGUCGGCGACGAAGCCGGCCAGGCCCAGGCCAUUGAGCUGCUCCAGGGCAAAGAAGUUGGUGGAAGACCCAUUGCGGUGAAGGUCGCUGUCAACUCCCAGCAGCAGGAGGCGGAGGAGGCUGAAGCUGCCGGUGCUACUGAGGCCAAGGCUGAGGAUCCCGAGACUACCGUUGUUGCAUCUUGAAAGCACGUCUGCUCGUGCCAUGCAAUAACCGAUCCCUUAUUUUCCCACUACUCCGCUUUUGUUCGGCUUCGUUAUGCUACCAUCGCUAGCCUGCUGGCGGCUUUCCGCUCGGUAUAUGCGAACUGGUCCCGUUCUCUUAUGUUCACCGUUUUUAAUAACGUCCGCUUACUCUUUGCACCGCGGUCUGGUGCCGUAUCUUCGUGUCAACUUGUAGUGAUCAACAUUCAUGAGGGACUCUCUGUUUUAACUUUGCAAACUGGAAAGACAACUGUAAUGACUGGCGGAUUCAUUCUCUUAUAUAAGC